AUGGCAGAAAAAACCGGCCGGAGGAGGAGAUCUAGUAGCAUUCUUCAGGUUUACCAUGAGCCACCCGAGCCCAUUGAGCAGCUCAGCGAUCAAUCCGCCCUGCCGAAUCUGAACGCCGACUGGGUCAACGCAAAAGGCGCGUGGACCAUACAUUUUGUCUUGAUCGCGUGCCUCAAGAUUUUCUACGACAUCAUGCCCGGCGUCUCCCAGGAAACAUCCUGGACGCUUACCAACAUUACGUACAUGUUUGGCUCGUACAUCAUGUUCCACUACGUCCGCGGGGUACCGUUCGAGUUCAACGGCGGCGCCUACGACAACCUCAACAUGUGGGAGCAGAUCGACGACGGCGCCCAAUACACACCCUCCAAGAAGUUUCUCCUGAGCGUUCCCAUCGUGCUCUUCCUGCUGAGCACCCACUACACACAUUACGACCUGGCGUAUUUCACAAUCAAUUUUCUGGCGGUUCUAGCUGUCAUCAUACCCAAAUUGCCCUUUAGCCACCGCAUGCGUAUAGAGCUAUUUUCCCCUGCACCCGAAGAGUAA
This is a messenger RNA of Dichotomopilus funicola, 543 nucleotides long. Its product is annotated as protein ORM1. The transcript is spliced from 3 exons. Lineage: Eukaryota; Fungi; Ascomycota; Sordariomycetes; Sordariales; Chaetomiaceae. Bases 1 to 543 code for a protein of 180 amino acids. Gene Ontology annotation, cellular component: endoplasmic reticulum membrane. Gene Ontology annotation, biological process: sphingolipid biosynthetic process; intracellular sphingolipid homeostasis; ceramide metabolic process. The record is from RefSeq and is a predicted model, not a curated record.